Messenger RNA from Cucurbita moschata (crookneck pumpkin), 1365 nucleotides. RefSeq names its product vacuolar protein-sorting-associated protein 37 homolog 1-like. Gene Ontology annotation, cellular component: ESCRT I complex. Gene Ontology annotation, biological process: ubiquitin-dependent protein catabolic process via the multivesicular body sorting pathway; protein targeting to membrane; protein targeting to vacuole. NCBI's taxonomy places the organism in Eukaryota, Viridiplantae, Streptophyta, Magnoliopsida, Cucurbitales, Cucurbitaceae. The record is from RefSeq and is a predicted model, not a curated record. The transcript has 7 exons. Bases 278 to 958 code for a protein of 226 amino acids.
CUCUACGCGCCAUUUUAAUGAAAAGCAACGAGUUAAUAACAUAGAAGAACGAUUGAGAAAUCGACGGCACCGAUAUUAGUAGUCGGAGUAAUCAUCGAACUCCAUCGGUUAAAAAUUUGGUGUUUGAUUCCGGCCUAAGAAAGCGAUUACGCGCAUAGAGAAGGAUUCGAGGUCUAAUUGUCCGCCGGAUCCUUUCUCUCCGGUCGGAGGAUUCUUCAUCCUAGGGUUUUGCUUUUCUUCAUAUCAUUUGUUCUCUGGAUCAAUUAUCCUCCGACCUAUGUUCAAGUUUUGGGGAUCUCAAGAGGAACAGGUGCGUCCUCCACAACAUGUUACCACACAGUCAUGGUAUCCACCCUCUGUUAGCUCCUCUCGCCCUGCAACCCCAGGUAGCACCUCCUCCAAUCAUUCCAGUUCACAAAGGCUUUCUGGUAGGCCACAGUCUCCAUCACACGUUUCCCCUGCUGAAGCUGCCGGCAUUAUUUCUGCUUUGAAGGACAAAAGUGUUGAUGAGUUGCGAAAGCUUUUGUCAGACAAGGAUGCAUAUAAUCAGUUCCUCCUUUCACUUGACCAGGUCAAAAUUCAGAACAAUCUAAAAGAUGAGCUGCGUAAGGAAACUCUUCAGCUUGCUAGUGAGAACGUGGAAAAGGAACCACGCAUCAUGGAACUCAGAAACCAGUGCAGAAUUAUUCGGACAACGGAAUUGGCAGCGGCCGAGGAGAAGCUAAACGAGCUUGACCGAAAGAAAGAGGACAUUAUGAAGCUCUGUUCUCCUGCUUCACUUCUCAAAAGGCUUCAAGAGAGAAUGAAAGAGACAGAAGAGGAGUCGGAGAAGGUGCACAUGCAGCUCCUUGAGAGAGAGAUAGAUUUGAGUUCAUUUACUCAUAAAUACAAGAAGCUGCGUAUGGAUUACCACCGGCGAGCUCUCAUUCAACUUGCUGCCAGAACCACCUCAAACUAAACCGCACAAUACUGAUCACAGUGGCAGUGAGGUAUAUUCUUAACCGACAAAAUUUAUUGCCUUACUGCUACUGCUACAAGCUGUUCUCUUUCAGGGGUGGAGGUUGAAAUCAUUUGAAUCAUCCAUCCCAGAUGUGUUUUCUACCAGUUUGUGUGGGUUCGUUUUAGUGAUGAUAAUAAGUUGAUUCUUUUCACUUUGAUGAAUGGUUGUAAAGAUGAUAUCUGUGCUGUUUUGUUUGGCAUCAUUUUUCUAUCAUAGCUUACAAGUUGAUAGCAGCUACCCAGGCCCCCUUCUCAUUUUUCUCUACUUUUUAUGUAAUUAACACUUCAUCAUAAGUACAUUAAUCGGAGUUUGGACUUGUAAUUUAACCUUUUCUAAAAUAUAUACAUACAUACAUAGUUAUGCAA